GAAGUCAACACAGUUGUAAGAUUUUCGUUGGGGCGAACACAAGACAAAAACAAACGGUAAAUUGUCUCAUUGCAGCGUUUCGGCCCCUUUCGAGACCUUAUGGCUUCCAGUUCCAGCAUAGACAUAGAAGGGGCGACUCAGCACCUCAGAGACAUCUUAAAACUGGAUCGACCUGCAAACGCCGCCGACAGCACUGCAGGUGAAAGCCAGCGUAAGACCUCGUGUAAUGGAGAGCUAAACGGCCUGCUGGGAACAGACCUUAUUGGAGCAGGAGUUCGAAGUCCUAUGAUGGAAACAUCUACUCACAGCUCUGACAGUAUGAAUAUGGGAAUCCCUCAGACAAUUUGCCUGACUGGUGACGAUGCAUCCACCUGUAUUCCCAUCACAGCUAGCAAUGUGGUAAUAGUAGCUAGUCGAGACUCUAGUAUCGACAGUAAAGCUCGUGGGAGUAACAAGGUUAAAAUCCAACCAGUGGCAAAGUAUGACUGGGAGCACAAGUAUUACUACGGGAACCUCAUAGCAGUGUCCAAUGCAUACUUGGCGUAUGCCAUUAGAGGUGCCAAUAACCAAUAUAUGAUACGGGUCCUGCGGUUGGGCUCGACAGAACGUACGCUGCUGAAGGGUUUCACCGGGGCUGUUACAGACCUGGCCUUCGCUCAUCUGGACUCUACCUUGCUGGGUUGCGUGGAUGAAGUUGGCAACAUGUUCAUUUGGCAGCUUACCAGCCAGAACAGCAAAAUACAAGAAGAAAUGAUUGUACACAUCCGAAGACCUGAAGACACACCGCUGAACUCCAACCGCAGACUCAUCUGGUGCCCCUUCAUUCCUGAGGAUAAUGAUGAGAACCCAGAGGAUGGCUGCCAGACACUGGCAUUGCUGCAUGAAGAUAGGGCUGAGGUUUGGGACCUUGAAAUCCUGAGUUCAAGCAACACCACAUGGCCUGUAGACGCUACAGAGAUUAAAGAGGGCUUCAUCGCCAUUAAGGGACACACAGCGCGUAUCAGUGAGGGAGCUCUGUCUCCAGAUGGCACUGUCCUCGCCACAGCCAGUCACGAUGGUUAUGUCAAAUUCUGGCAGAUCUACAUUGAAGGACAAGACCAACCAAGAUGUCUUCAUGAGUGGCAGCCACAUAAUGGACGGCCUCUCUCUUGCCUCCUCUUUUGUGACAACCAUAAGAAACAGGACCCAGAAGUUCCAUUCUGGCGAUUCUUAAUCACAGGAGCAGAUCAGAACCAGGAACUGAAGAUGUGGUGCACAGUAUCAUGGACCUGUCUACAGACUAUCAAGUUUAAUCCUGACCCAGUGAACUCGAGUGUUCUGCCAAGCCUGAAAGCAAGUAUGGAUCUGUCUGCUGAGUGCCUCAUCUUAACAGAUGUGCAAAGGAAGGUUCUGUAUGUGAUGGAGCUUCUCCAAGAUCAGGAGAAGGGCCAUGCCAGCUUUAGGGCUGUGUCUGAGUUCUUGCUCACACACCCUGUUCUAAGCUUUGGUGUCCAGGAUGUCAGUCGUGCUCGUUUGCGCCACACCGAAGUCCUCCCACCAGAAGAAGAGAGUGAAAGCAUGACCACUGAUGGAAACCACGGAACUUUGGAGUCAAAAUCAGGAAUCCAGAUCAAGCUUUACUGUGUGCAUACAAAGUCCCUUCAGGAUGUGCAGAUCUGGUUCCAGCCCAACCAGGGUGCUGCUGCCUCCCUGUUUAUGCCUGGUUGCUCUGACUCCCAGGAUGGCUUUGGCAUAACUACAGGUUUUGCAGAUGCUUUAAAUGAAUUGAGCAUGGAGAUGUUGAGUUCGGAUAAGGAAUCUGGAGCAAGUGGUUCCCAGACUGACCUGUGUAAGAUCCCAUCUCUCCCAGCUCCAGCUGACUUCCUGAGCCCCUCCGGCUCAACCAUGCCCAAACUUAUGACCCCGGAUGCCUUCAUGACGCCCAGCGCAUCUGUACCAGCCUCUCCUGGCAGCAGUGCUAGCAGUUUGACUAUAGUAACGGCCAUGAGCAGCUCAGACAGUGGCCCAAGGGCUGCAGAAGACCUUGCCCAGAGCCCCAAGUUGUGUACAGAUGCAGCCAGCAGCAGCUUAAACCUCAGUGCCAGUGCUAGCAGCCCAAGAGCCAGUUCAAUCCUCAUACCAGGCCUGGGCGAGAACAUCCAGAUGCUGCCGUCUUCAAACCCCUCCAUGUCUUUGGACCUCCAGGCCAUGGAACCUGUGCUGCUGCCCCAGGCAUCCCCCACUAGAGCUCGCUCCCCUGAUGUGAUCUCUUCGGCCUCCACGGCCAUGUCGCAGGACAUCAUCCCUGAGAUUGCCUCUGAAACGUUGCCAAGGGGCUUGUCUGAGGCUCGAGACCCACUCCAGGGCCUUCAGGAUAGCAUGGCAUCAGCAGCCUCAGCGCUGCACCUGCUUUCACCACUGGAACUGAGUGGAGGAGGUUCUGGUGAAGGCGAGCAAAGGCUCAGCAGCACUCCCUCAUUGCUGGAAACGGCGCUGUCGCAGGAAAACGCCGUUAACGUGGUUGCCUCAUCUUGUUCCGAAAGUGGUGCCAGCCGCAGCUGGCCUGCAGCACCUGAUAUCACACGUGAAACAAGGAACAGCCUGAGAGAUAAUGGUCUGGGAGAAUGCUCUAGAGAGGACUUGAAGGACAUGCACUUGUCAUCAUCCCCCUUCCAUAGACGGACCUACCACCUAACACAGAAUGACAGUCAGGAUGCCAGUGCAGAACAGAGUGACCAUGAUGAUGAGGUGGCCAGUCUGGCAUCAUCUUCAGGAAACUGUGGCUCUCGAGCCUCGCACAGGCUGCCAGUGAAGGACUGGAAGACCUCACCACGUGGCUCGCCCAAACUAAAGCGCAAGAGCAAGAAGGAUGAGGGUGAUUCCUCACAGUCCAGGCAUGUGGAUAAUCAGAUGAAUAUGGAGGUACAGGAGGAGCUGCUGUUGCUGCUUAGGAACCAACAGAGGGAGCUGGAUGAGCUGCGGCAGAGGCUCACAGGCCACAUGGAUGCUGUCCAGAGCUCCAUCAUGGCCCACGUAGAGCACGUUCUGCUUACACAACAGGAACAGGGACAAAGAACAAUGGAGCGUGUGUUGGCAGAGGGACACGCACGUAACCAGCAGCUUCAGGAGCACAUGGCACAGCAGCUGGCUCAUACUUUGGGCACCACUGUCUCAAAUCGUCUGGAUAAAGUGUUGCGUGAGGAGAUGAAAAAAACAGUUCCUCAGACCAUAACGAAGAGUCUGGAACCUAUGACAGGACAGAUGAGUAACCUUAUUGCAGCAAAGCUUACUGCAGUGGAGGCCACGCUGAAGGAGAAUGUCACCAAAGUUGUUAAAUCUAAGAACACUACUGAUGCCAUUGGCCGAGCCGCAGCUGAAGCCAUGCAGGGUCCUAUCCAGGCAGCCUACAAAGACGCUUUCCAAAGCAUUGUUCUCCCUGUGUUCGAGCGUGGCUGCCAGUCCAUGUUUCAGCAGAUAAAUGACAGCUUUAAACAGGGAACCAAUGAGUACAUUCAGCAGCUGGAGACCCAUGUUAAGAACAGGAAGCAGCGUGAGCAAGAUGCCCGAGACCCUGUAAUUGGUCAACUGCAGCAGAUGAUUGAUUCAUUGCAGACUUCCCAAGACCAGCUGGCCACCACAGUAGCAGCCAGUGUGCGCUCUGAGGUUCAGCACCAACUCCACUUGAUUGUGGGAAAUCUGCAGGAUUCGAUCCUUAGCCAGGUACAACGCAUUGUGAAGGGUGAGGUGAGCCAGGCCAUGAAAGAGCAGCAGGCGGUCGUCACGUCCAGUAUCAUGCAGGCUAUGCGGUCAGCAGCCAGCACACCCGUCCCCACCGCCCACCUCGACUUCCAGGCACAGCAAGCCAGCAUCCUGCAGCUGCUGCAACAGGGCCAGCUCAAUGAGGCUUUCCAGCAGGCUUUGUCUGCAGCUGAUCUGAAUCUGGUACUAUAUGUAUGCGAGACCGUGGACUCUCAGCAGGUGUUUGGCCAGAGCCCUUGCCCCCUGCAUCAGGCCGUGCUGCUCUCACUCAUCCAGCAACUCUCCACCAACCUUGUUACACGUACCGACCUCAAGAUCAGCUAUCUGGAUGAUGCGGUGAUGAACCUAGAUCAUGGUGACCCAGUCACCAGGGACCACAUGAGUGCCGUGCUGUCACAAGUGCGUCAGAGGCUGCUCCAGUUCCUGCAACAGGACCCUCACAGCUCCCUCAGCAAGCGUGCCCGCCGCCUCCUGAUGAUGCUGCAGGGUCUUGUUAACCACUAACACACUCCACUCAACCAUCUGCAGUCUUAUUGACUCUUCCGCGCUAACUCACCCACCACCCUCCCCCCCACCCCCCGGCUUGCCUGUACAUAUCACUAUGCCCUGCUCAGCAGCACAAAUGAUUCUCAGCGGGUUGCAUGAUGGGAAUUGUAGUCCAGACAGAGACUCUGUAAUUUCCUUUGCAACAGCACUACAUUUCCCAUCAUGCCCUCUGAGAAAUAUUACAUAUAGUAUGUGAAAUUCUUGAGCCAUUGUUGCUGUUUGGUCUUUUAUUGUUUCUGAUAAUAAGGAAAUAAUUUGGACAGCUUUUGUCCUGUCGUUCUUGCAAUGUGAGACUCGACCUCUGAUUUUGUGUUAAAGAAACUUGUAAUUUCAUAAUCAGUCAAUAGUUAUAGUUUUCAGGAGAAGCUACUACUUCUGAAUAUUACCAACGUCGAACUGCUGGACUCAUAAUUAAUGCAACCCAUGCAUCGUGCAUCUGAUUGGUCUACAGAUGGUUUCUGAAAGUUCACAUCCAUCACAUUUAAAGGACUUAGUAUGCCAAAAAGGGAGUACUUAGUUUGGUUUAUGUAUGAGCUCUCAGUUGUUACACUGACAGUUUUGACUUUAUAAAAGUAUAGUGCCCCUGUUAGGGCUCCAGGGGGCAGGAAUUUAUAUGGUUUCCUUGUGCAUUUAUACCCAUCUGCUUAUUUGCUUGUCAUUUGUAUGUUUGUUUUCCCUCCUCAAUCAUGUCCAGAAGCACCAUUCCCUUCACUUCUAUCUUAAAUUUAGUUCUGCCCACUUUUGCUUGAAAAUUGUUGUGCAAGCUGGUUGAAACCAGAAGCUUGGUUAUGUUCUGCUCAGUCUGAAACAAAACAAAGAAUUGAGAUAAAUCUAAAAUUUGGGCAAAAAUACAGUGUCAGAUUGUACAGAAAUUUGAUGAUGUUCUCAUUAGAGCAAGGACACGUUUACAGAAAGUGCCUUAUUAGACAUGGCUAAUCUGCUUCUGGAUCCCCACCAGAUGGCCUGUAUAGCUUUUUGUGUGAGCUGAAUGUCUGCUCCUUAAACGUUUACCUUUUUUGCCAUUGGGGAGGGAUAGAAAUGCAUAUGGGCACCAGAUGGGUUAUUGAUAUAUUUUGUUAAAUAUACUCUAAGAAGUUGGUAGUAGUUAGGUUUUUCCCUGAAUCUGAAAAUUUUUUUAGGUAACCGAUGUGCAAAAGAAACAUUCUAAUAGGAUGACUUGAUGGGGCAUAUUUACAAAUACACAGCAGACAGUAGACCUUUUAUUUUUGAUUAGGAGGUUGCAGGUUUUUCUUUUCUUUUUUGUUUAUUUGCCAUUCAGGGCCCUCAUUAUUGUAACUAGAUCUCUAAGUACAUAAGUCACCAUAGUUAAUUGCUGUUAACACCAUUUCUCCCUAACAGCUCUGGGGAGAAACAAAUGGGGAUACGCUAAGCUAAAAAAAAACUUGCAUGCUGCUUAGAAAAGCUGCGUGUAUAUUCGGUAUAAGAUGCCUGUUCAAGCUUGCUAAUUCCCAUCAGUGUUGGGUGUCUGAUAUGCCAGCACCCAAAUACCUAUAUUAAUCUCAUUUGAUACUCCCACCCCAUCCCCAUUAAAUUUGUUCAUAUAUGUAGCUUUUUUUUCAUUUCUUCAACAGGUGCUCUGUGCUUGAGUAGUUUGUUUCAGUGUAAGUUUUCAGCUACAACUAAACUAAUCUUUAUCUUGUACCGCAGUUGUAGGCAGGUGCAUAAACAAAUAGUUUUGAUAUUCUUGAGUACUGUUUGAGUUGAAUACUGAUCAGGGUUAUGCAUCAGAAUCAUACAGACAUGAAUGUUAGAACCUUGCACAUAAAUGCUCUGUUAAAUAACUUGUUUUUUCCAAGUUUGCAUUUAAGAUCUAGCUUAUUUCAUUUUUGACAAAUAUCGAUCAUUUAUAAAGUUGUUUUUUCCCCAGUUGUUUUGGAUUGUGUUUUUUUUGUGCUUGAUUUUUGUUGUAUAUUUUACAUCUACUUCUUUUACCCUAGAUGUUUUGGAAUAAAAAACAAAAUACUUUGUUCAGUUA
Messenger RNA from Clarias gariepinus (North African catfish), 6280 nucleotides. RefSeq names its product enhancer of mRNA decapping 4 (gene edc4). Lineage: Eukaryota; Metazoa; Chordata; Actinopteri; Siluriformes; Clariidae. The coding region runs from base 100 to 4242 and encodes 1380 amino acids. Gene Ontology annotation, molecular function: protein binding. The record is from RefSeq and is a predicted model, not a curated record. The transcript is spliced from 29 exons. Gene Ontology annotation, cellular component: P-body. Gene Ontology annotation, biological process: deadenylation-independent decapping of nuclear-transcribed mRNA.